ACUCCGCAGUCCACACUCCACAUUCACCUUCGCUCCUCUGCCGCAGCUGCAUCAACACUCGCAAUGGCCUUCAAGCUCGCCGUCUUCGCCGCCGUCCUGGCCGUGGCCCGUGCCGGCUACCUGGGCGCCCCCGCCGUGGCCUACGGCGCCGCCCCCGCCUACGCCGCCCACGCCUACGCCGCCCCCUCCUACGCCGCCUACGGCGCACACGCUGUCGCCCCCGCGGCUAUCACCUCCCAGCACUCCAACAUCCUGAGGAGCUACGGCAACCUGGGACAGGUGUCCACCUACUCCAAGACCAUCGACACCCCCUACUCCAGCGUCACCAAGUCUGACGUGCGCGUCAGCAACGACGCGCUGGCCCAUGUCGCCGCCCCCGUGGCUUACGCCGCCCACGCCGCCCCUGUGGCUUACGCCGCCCACGCCGCCCCUGUGGCUUACGCCGCCCACGCCGCCCCCGUGGCCUACGCCGCCCACGCCGCCCCCGUGGCCUACGCCGCCCGCCCCGCCGUCGUCAAGGCCGCCGCCCCCGCCGUUGGUCUGCUGGGAGUCGCCUACUCCGCCGCCCCCGCCGUCGCCCACAUGACCUACAGCAACGGUCUGGGUCUCAGCUACGCCUGGUAGAUUGUGAUGACAGCUGUGUGUUUCUAUAAAAAAUAAAAUUAUUUUCACAAAAUC
Messenger RNA from Schistocerca gregaria, 678 nucleotides. RefSeq names its product cuticle protein 67-like. NCBI's taxonomy places the organism in Eukaryota, Metazoa, Arthropoda, Insecta, Orthoptera, Acrididae. The record is from RefSeq and is a predicted model, not a curated record. Bases 64 to 624 code for a protein of 186 amino acids. The transcript has 2 exons.